Hippocampus zosterae (dwarf seahorse) is the source of this 2162-nucleotide messenger RNA. It is a transcript of the gene chic1, whose product is annotated as cysteine-rich hydrophobic domain 1. The transcript is spliced from 6 exons. NCBI's taxonomy places the organism in Eukaryota, Metazoa, Chordata, Actinopteri, Syngnathiformes, Syngnathidae. The coding region runs from base 42 to 548 and encodes 168 amino acids. The record is from RefSeq and is a predicted model, not a curated record.
CGCGCGGCUUCGCGAAUGACGUCACGGCUCGCUGCCACAACAUGGCGGACUUUGAUACCAUUUACGAGUUAGAAGACGACGACGAAGACGAACGUGUCGUCAUUGAGGAGUGCUUAUCCAGAUACUGCCCGGAUCCCGUCGUGAUGCGCGGAGCCGGACACAUCACAGUGUUCGGGCUGAGCAACAGAUUCGAUAGCGAGUUCCCGUCCAUUCUCACGGGAAAGGUGGCGCCGGAGGAGUUCCGCUCCAGUGUAGGUCGCGUCAACGCCUGCCUGAGGAAGAACGUGCCGGUCAACGUCAAGUGGCUGCUGUGCGGGUGUCUCUGUUGCUGCUGCACGGCCGGAUGCAGCCUGUGGCCCGUCAUAUGUCUCAACAAGAGGACAAGAAGGUCCAUUCACAAGUUGUUAGAAUGGGAGAACAACAGAUUGUACCACAAGCUGGGCCUGCACUGGAAGCUGAGUAAAAGAAAAUGUGAGAGCAGCAACAUGAUGGAAUAUGUGAUUCUUAUAGAAUUCUUACCCAAGUAUCCAAUCUUGAGACCAGACUGAAGAUGGAACUUGCACCCCCUUUUCUACUUCAGUGCCUUGUCAGAAUGAAAAAUCAGCCCCCCCCCACCCGUGCAGCUGUACACGACACUCUUGCCACACUGUCACUUUGCUUUUGAGCGCAUUUUGCACAGCUAGUGAGACAUGCCCCCCCCCCCCCCCUCCAUGUUGCACCCCUAUUUCAUGAUGGGGUAAAAACCCAUGAAAGUGCAUUUAUACCCCCAGCAGAGGACAUUAUGGCCUUGUUUCUUUUUUAGAGUAGAAAAUGGAAGGCUAAUCCAAUGCCGUGCUGGCUUUUUGCUGUAUAAAUCCAUAUUUUGGCAAGUUUCCUUCCUUCUGUGUAAAUAAUUAACUUCAUGUCCAUUGUUUACAUAUUAAGCUGUUUAUUUGUUGUUGUUGCCAAUGAAUUGCUGUACAAUAGUUUUUCCGAGUUCGUGUGGACCUGUUUACCUUGUAAGCCAUAUACAGCAUAUGUAGUUCGAGAGAACUGCGUGCCACAGUGUUGAAACUGUUAUGUUUGCCAAGAUGGAAGAUUGGAAUCCUUCAUGUGUGUCAUUAUUCGUUUUUGUUGAGUUCACAGGUGUCAAAAGUCGAAGCCCAGGGGCUGGACAGGUCACACUAAAGCAAAAAAUAUAUUUUUUUUUCCUAAAAUGGAUUUGUUGUUUACAUCCGAGCAGAAAAUCGAAUGCAAAAUGCUUUCCCGACCAGCAUUUGCUUUCACCCAAUUCCUUGGACAAUAGUUGCUAAAAAUCUGAAGAAUUAGUGUAAAUUUGGUGAUGUGAUUAUGAUUUUUUUUAAAUGUUAUAAUUGCAAAGAUUGGAAAUACUCCACAUGAGAAGCAUUCCAUGGGAAGUAGGGGUCAUUUAAACGAAAUGUGUCAUGUUCAAGCCUAAAUAUUUUUAUCCUAAGCAGGUAGUUCUUGCCCACAUGUGAGGGCAUUAUAGCACCUUAAAAGUCAAAAACAUGUCUUGGCCAUAAUAUGGUUUACGUGGCCCCACUAGUCUAAACACAGUAUGCUGAGUAAUAUUGAUUUGGUGGAAUAAGAAUUCAAAAGGGUGAAAACUCACACUUUGUCUCAGGGUGGAGUCAUUUUGCCCUUAUACUGCACUCUGCUGUCGACUGGAAUUGAGGUCACAGUGACUUUGGGCUUGCAUUACAAACAUGGAGACUCACCUGUAUUCUGGGUUGGGCCACAUUUGGUUGACUUGGAAUUGGGCCACUUUUAAGGUCAAGGUCCUAUGUGAAAAUUCCUGUACAAAGUUCCCACUGUUUAAAAGGUCCAGAAUUUUGCAACUUCUUACUCAUACUGGCCGCUCAGAGGAAAACUAUGACUUCAACUUGGCUCAUGAUGCAAACCGAGUUUAUGACCUCCGGUUUUGUUUGACCCCAACAUGCUGUCAUUUUAGCGUCUGCUACUUGGUAAAGCAGCAGAUGGUAGUUCUUUGUGAUCCUCUUCCAUGGCGGCAUAAUUUAUACUAACUCGAGUGCCUCUCCACAGUUGAACCACAUACCCACAGGCUGAAAUUGUGUCCUGUUACCAUUUCUUCUAAAUGUUUACCCAGAUUAUUACCCCCCCCCCCCUUUUACAAAAAACAAAUAAAACUCAUUUGGACAUUU